CAGGGAGGGGCGCGGUCGGAACCCGCACACCCCGAGGCCUGCAUCCCGAGGGAGCCUAGGGCGUACCCCUAGGAGGGGCCUGCACCCCUUCCAAUCCCGCUCGGCUGGCUGGCGGAAGGACCCGCUUCCCAGAAGCCGCGGGCCGGGUGGACUGCACUGGACUUGAGGGUGGGGAGGCAGGUGAAUUCUAUAAUCGGUUCUGCUACACCGAAGUGGGAAAGACAGCAUUGUGUUACAACAUAAUUCCAGAAUUGGGAAAUCAGGGUCUUGUGCUGCUUCCUCUGACCUAACUCAUGUGACCUUCCACAAGUCAUCUUUCUCACUCAGCAUCAGUUUUCUCAACUGUGAAAUGAAGAGACAGGACUCCAGUCCUCUGAGGAUUCUUCCAGUCCAGUCCUGAUCAUUGGCUGCCCAUUACAGAGGCUCCUACCUGACAAAGCAACUUACUCUGGUUCAUCUUUGUCCUUCUUCAUGUACUCCAGGCUAUUUUCUGUGGUUUAGUCAAAAAGCCAUGUGAACUUGCUGCCCUUUGAAGACUACUUUAAGAUUUCUAGUGAGACAGCUGCCCUGUUGAAACUUUUUAAAGAAUAUAAUUGUGUGUGUUACAACAGAAAGAAAAAUGGAAGUUUUUCAGGAGCUUCGUAAACCACCAGUACGUUUGGAGUGUGACCACUGCAGCUUCAGAGGCACGGAUUAUGAAAACGUGCAGAUCCACAUGGGCACCAUCCACCCAGAAUUUUGUGAUGAAAUGGAUGCUGGCGGGUUAGGUAAAAUGAUAUUUUACCAGAAAAGUGCAAAGCUGUUUCAUUGCCAUAAAUGCUUCUUCACCAGCAAGAUGUACUCUAAUGUAUACUAUCAUAUCACAUCCAAGCAUGCAGCCCCAGAGAAAUGGAAUGAGAAACCAAAAAAUCAGUCAAACAAAGAAACAGACUCUGUGAAAAGCCCUCCUCUUCCUGAACACCAGAAAAUGCCCUCUAGUUCAGCAGAACUCCAGAAACCCGCACCUGCCCUUUCCAUUGAAACACAGACACUUGGUCCAGUGUUGUCUCCAGAGUCACCCAAACCUACUCUUCCUUCCCUGGAGCCUCAGAAGCCCGGCCCUGUUGUUUCUCCUGAGCCACAGACACCUUCUCUUCCUUCUCCUGAGCCACUAAAAACUACCCCUGUUUCUUCUCCUGAACUUCCAAAACCAAUUCCUGUUGUUUCUGAAUCUCAGAAACCAACCCCAGUUCCUUCUCCAGAACCACAGAAGCUUGCUCCCGGGUCUCCUGAGCCAGUAAAGACUGCUCUUAUUAAUCCCAAACCUCAGAAACACUCCCAUUUUCCAGAAACUUCGGGGCCGCCUUCAGCCCCCUCUCCAGAGUCACCAGUUCUAGCUGCUUCCCCUGAACCUUGGGGGCCAUCCCCAACUGCGUCUCCAGAGUCUCGGAAGCCAGCCCGGACAGUCUCCCCGGAGCCAAGGAAGCCAUCCCCGUCAGAGUCUCCUGAACCUUGGAAGCCAUUCCCUGCUGUCUCUCCAGAACCUAGGAGACCAGCACCAGCUGUGUCACCAGGUUCUUGGAAGCCAGGGCCACCUGGGUCCCCCAGGUCUUGGAAAUCUAGUCCUUCAGCAUCAGGACCCUGGAAGCCAGCUAAACCUGCUCCAUCUGUGUCUCCUGGACCUUGGAAACCAAUUCCUUCCAUAUCACCUGGACCUUGGAAACCAGCUUCAUCUGUGUCCCCUGCAUCCUGGAAGUCAUCGGUCUCACCUGGAUCCUGGAAAACUCCUCCUGCAUCUCCUGAGUCAUGGAAGUCAGGUCCACCGGAACUUCGAAAGACAACUCCUACCUUGUCACCUGAACAUUGGAAGGCAGUCCCCCCAGUGUCUCCUGAGCUCCGUAAAGCAGGACCUCCCUUGUCUCCUGAGCUUCGCAAAUCAGGUCCACCAUUGUCCCCAGACAUUUGUAGUCCAGCGGGAUCUCCAGAACUCAGAAAACCCUCAGGGUCUCCAGAGCUUUGGAAGCUUUCUCCUGAUCAGCGAAAGACUCCUCCUGCUUCACUAGAUUUUCCUGAGUUCCAGAAAAGUUCCCGUGGUGGUUCCCCUGAUCUCUGGAAAUCUUCCUUCUUUAUUGAACCUCAGAAACCUGUCUUCCCUGAGACCCGGAAACCUUCUGGGCCACCUGAGUCCCCUAAAGCAACCUCUGAUAUAUGGAAGCCUGUUCUCUCUAUCGAUACCGAGCCUAGAAAGCCUGCCCUAUUUUCUGAGCCUAUCAAAUCGGCCCCUCCUGCUUCUCCCGAACCACGAAAACGUGCUCUUUUCCCAGAGCCACGGAAACAUUCCCCUUUCCCUGAACUUGCCAAAUCUGCUAUGUUCUCAGACUCUCAAAAGGCAAUUGAACUAGGUGAUGAACUACAGACAGAUGCCAUAGAUGAUCAAAAGUGUGAUAUUUUAGUUCAGGAAGAACUCCUAGCUACACCUAAGAAACUCUUAGAAGACACUUUAUUUCCUGCCUCAAAGAAGCUCAAGAAAGACAGCCAAGAGAACUCUGAUGCUGAGCUUAGUAGUAGUGAGUACAUAAAAACAGAUUUGGAAGCCACGGAUAGUAAGGGCCAAGAAUCAAGCAGUGAUCAAGAGCAGGUUGAUGUGGAAUCUAUUGAUUUCAGUAAAGAGAACAAAAUGGACCUGACUAGUCCAGAGCAGUCCAAAAAUGUACUCCAGUUUACUGAAGAAAAAGAGGCUUUUAUCUCAGAAGAAGAGAUUGCAAAAUAUAUGAAGCGUGGGAAAGGAAAGUAUUACUGCAAAAUUUGUUGCUGCCGUGCUAUGAAGAAAGGUGCUGUUUUGCAUCAUUUGGUCAAUAAGCAUAAUGUCCAUAGCCCUUACAAAUGCACAAUUUGUGGGAAGGCUUUUCUCUUGGAAUCUCUCCUUAAAAAUCAUGUAGCAGCCCAUGGGCAAAGUCUACUGAAAUGUCCACGUUGUAAUUUUGAAUCAAAUUUCCCAAGAGGCUUUAAGAAACAUUUAACUCAUUGUCAGAGCCGACAUAAUGAGGAGGCAAACAAAAAGCUAAUGGAAGCUCUUGAGCCGCCACUGGAGGAGCAACAGAUGUGAUUUCUAAAAACUGUGGAUAUAUGCUCUACAAAGGUGUUUGUUGAAACUUUUUGUUGGAAGUAUAGUUAAGUAGCUUAGUUGGAUCAGUAGAUGUUGACGUGUAUGGUGUACUGUUUUUAAUUGUCUCAGUAGUGUUACACAGAAUAGGCAUUUGGUUAUUUUUUCAUGGUCUCUGUUUAUGUUGCUAUCUUAUAAGGCAGUUCAGACUGUAUAUUCCAGAUGUAUAAAGUAUCUAGUUUCUUUUAAGUACCUGUGGAUAAUAUGAAAUGUAGGCAUUCAUUUAACAAGCAAGAGCAAGUUGUACUCACUUUAAAAUAUCUAGUUAAAGUGUCUUUUUGUGAAACUGCUUUCAGACAAUGGAAAUUGGUUGGAAUGCUUAAGAAUUAGGCAUGAAAAUUUUGAGAAAUAUUCUUUUUUUAAAAGUAU
Phyllostomus hastatus (greater spear-nosed bat) is the source of this 3511-nucleotide messenger RNA. RefSeq names its product chromosome alignment maintaining phosphoprotein 1 (gene CHAMP1). Gene Ontology annotation, cellular component: spindle; nucleoplasm. The coding region runs from base 620 to 3085 and encodes 821 amino acids. The record is from RefSeq and is a predicted model, not a curated record. Gene Ontology annotation, biological process: sister chromatid biorientation; protein localization to microtubule; protein localization to kinetochore. The transcript is spliced from 4 exons. Lineage: Eukaryota; Metazoa; Chordata; Mammalia; Chiroptera; Phyllostomidae.